Messenger RNA from Polypterus senegalus (gray bichir), 2999 nucleotides. It is a transcript of the gene dnajc21, whose product is annotated as DnaJ heat shock protein family (Hsp40) member C21. The record is from RefSeq and is a predicted model, not a curated record. Gene Ontology annotation, molecular function: zinc ion binding; nucleic acid binding. Lineage: Eukaryota; Metazoa; Chordata; Cladistia; Polypteriformes; Polypteridae. Bases 364 to 1992 code for a protein of 542 amino acids. The transcript is spliced from 12 exons. Gene Ontology annotation, cellular component: cytoplasm.
AACGCGCCCAGACAAGCCGGUAGGUGAGAUGGCGUGUUGCAGUCACAUUACUGUCUUCGUUGGACGAAUAGGAAGAAAUAUAUUGUAAAACGGAGUCUUGGAAAAAAAAAAAACAACAACUUAUUGACACGAAUUACAUUGACAGGCUGCACGGUAAAACUAUUUAAAAAGAGGACUGUACAAUUUAUCUGUCAUCACGAUGGCUCACAUUUGGACAACUUAAGAAGCAAAACAACGAUAUCUUUGCAAAGUGAUUGUCCAGUUAUAUUUAUUUGUAACCUAGGGCCCAGUGGUGUGAAGCAAAGGAGAAUUAGCCAACCAGUUCACUCAUAACCCUUCAGACGCUGGGCACAGCAGAGUACGAUGAAGUGCCACUAUGAAGUCUUGGGUGUCAAAAGGGACGUAACGGACGAAGAACUGAAAAAGGCCUAUAGGAAGUUAGCCUUGAAAUGGCACCCAGACAAAAAUCUUGAUAAUGCAGAAGAAGCAGCAGAGCAGUUUAAGCUUAUUCAGGCAGCUUAUGAUGUUCUCAGCGACCCCCAGGAGAAAGCAUGGUACGAUAAUCACCGGGAGGCUUUGUUGAAAGGAGGAGUAGGUGGAGAAUAUGAAGAUGAUAGUGUGGACCUCUUGCAGUUUUUCACAGUUACUUGUUAUUCAGGCUAUGGUGACGACAAAAAGGGAUUUUACACCGUGUACCGGAAUGUAUUUGAAACAAUAGUGAAGGAGGAACUAGAAAUCAGCUCUGAUAAGGAAGAUGAAGAAUUCCCAUCAUUUGGAGAUUCACAGAGUGACUAUGAUACGGUUGUUCACCCAUUUUAUGGCUAUUGGCAGAGUUUCUGCACCAAAAAAAAUUUUGCUUGGAAAGAAGAAUAUGAUACUAGGCAAGCUUCUAAUCGCUGGGAGAAGCGGGCAAUGGAGAAAGAGAACAAAAAAGUACGAGAGAAAGCACGAAAAGAGAGGAAUGAACUAAUCCGUCAGCUUGUGUCUUUUGUACGUAAACGAGAUAAACGUGUUCAAGCUCACAAGAAACUUGUUGAGGAGCAGAAUGCUGAAAAAGCCAAGAAAGUGGAAGAGAUACGUAGGCAACAAAAACUCAGUCAAGCCAGGCUUGCUGAAAAUUACAAAGAGCAAAGUUGGAUUGCCAUGUCUGAUUUAGAAAAAGAACUUCAGCAAAUGGAAGCUCAGUAUGAGCAAGAAUUUGAAGAUGGGUCUGAUGAAGAAGAUGUUGAAUUGCCUUUAGAAACAGAAACAGGAAUGGAUGAAGCACAGGAAAGCACAGAAUAUUACGAUGAGCUUUACUGCCCAGCCUGCGACAAAGCAUUUAAAACGGACAAAGCAAUGAAGAAUCAUGAGAAAUCAAAGAAACAUAGAGAAAUGGUGGUGUUAUUGAGGCAGCAGCUGGAAGAAGAGGAAGAGGUGCUUAGUCAGAAUACUAAUGAACUGGAGGUGGAGGAGGAAGAAGAAGAAGAAGAGGAGGAGGAGGAAGAGGAAGAACAACCUAAGGAAAUGUCAUCCAAAAAAUUGUCCAAAAAGCAGAAGAAAAAGAAGCGACAGCAGAAGGCUAACACGAGUGUUGCAGAGGAUUUCCCUAAGAAGACAUCAGAAGAAGAGUUGAUUCAAUUUGCAAAUACAGAAGAUACCCCUCCAAAAGAUCCACAAGAAACAGGAAAUGAUGACGAUAAGUCAUCUGAAAAAGCUGCCACAGAUAUGUCGGAGACUCCUUCCUCUAAGGUUCCUGCUAAAAGUUCAUCUAAAGCCAAGGAAAAGAAAGGAAAAGAAUCUAAGAAACUUGGCAAAACACAAGCAACAGCUGAUCACCAGGAGAGAGAGCCUGUGCUGCGUUGUGUUACUUGUGAGUAUGAAUUUACUUCAAGGAAUAAACUAUUUGACCAUCUGAAGACCACAGGACAUGCCACUGCCCUUCAUGCACCCUUCGCUUCAAGUGGUCCAACAUCAGGAAAAAUCAAAAAGGAGAAAAGGAAAAACAGAUAAUUUGUGCAGUGCAUAACAUGAACAGCGUAGUUUUUUAAAAAGUACUGUACAUAUGGAUCUUCCUGCAAGGACAUUGUAAGCAAAAGAUGCCUGGAAGACCUCCUGCUAAUUUAUACAGUAUCAAUAUUAUCAGGUAUUGGGAAUUGGUCUGAACAGCCCUUUAUGUACCAUAUAGUGUGCGUGUGUGUACAUAUACAUAUAUAAAAAUUGUUCUGGUCAAUUGAUUUGAUGAUUCACGGUCUAGAAACACAAUUUAUGUGUAGCAAGAACUGAAAAAAUGCAAGAAGACAGCAUUAUUAUUUUUUUAUUGGAACAUUUUUUUUCCUGUCAGUUGUAAUAUCUAAAUUCAACAGAUAUAUUUAAGAAAAGGCCUGGUUUAUUUUAGAAACGAUUUUCCAAAAACAACAGAUAAUAAGUGUUUAAUUUUGUAACUUUAAACAACCUCGUUUCUUUCCUUUACAGCUCAAAGCUUACCAAAUAAUUCUGCUGCCUAAUCGUCUCACUGGGUCGCCACUCAUGGGUGUGGCAUCCAUCAGCAAGGUUGCUACAUGUCUUUUAUGUUUAGAGUCCUUCGCGUCUAUGUAUGCCAAGUGCUCCUCUGAAUAUUUCGCACAACACUGGACAAAACAUUUGUUCAAAACUUUUAGUUCCUGAAAGGCUUUUGGUGACUAUGAUGGACAGCGUCAAAAAAUUUCAGACUGACUGCAUCAUGUAGAAAUUUGGAGAAACAUGAUGUUUACUUUUAUUAAAUUUUGAGUGUUUAAUCGGUUAAUAAUCAUGACACAUUGCAGUGUUCAGCUGAGCGAAAAAUGUUUUGCUGCUCAUUUCUGCUUGUGCUCAACAUCUCAUCCUUCUUGUUUCAGUGCCCAACAAUAGUUGGCCAGUACAAUGAUCCCUCACUAUAUCGCCCUUCGACUAUCGCGGCUUUACUCCUUCGUGGAUUUUAAAUGUAAGCAUAUCUAAAUAUAUAUCACAGAUUUUUUGCUGGUUUGCGGAUUUCUGCGGAC